AUGGCCAACUUCAAAGGCGGCAAGCGCAAGCAGUCAGAAGGCGCCAAGGCCAAGUUCUGGUCUUUGCAAGAGCCCGGCUCGGAAGCAUCAGUUUCGGAAGUUGCGCCUGGUGUGCCUGAGCCUGACUCUCGAGCGAUUUCGCAGAAGUUCUUACUUCAGAAGGCCUUGAUGCUCUUUACGGCACCACACCGGCUGCCAAAGGACGAUGAGGAGCUGGAGCUGGGAGCAGUUCUUGGAGAGGGAACAUAUGGCUGCGUUUGCCGGGCUAUGUGGCGACACACGCCUGUGGCAGUGAAGACCAUGAAGCGCAAGAAGGACGUUGCAGCUAUCUGCGCAGAGGUGGACAUUCUUUGCGCGGCCCGAUCUCCACACAUUGUUCAGCUUGUGGAUGUUCAUCAGAAAGGCUUGGUCUUUGAGUUGGGGGAAGCUCUGCCGACCAUGGUCGCGCCUGUCCGGCUGAAGGUGAUCAUGGAGCACUGCUGUCGAGGCCUAGCUGUCCUGCACAGCCUGCAGAUCGUUCAUGCCGACUUGAAGCCCGCAAAUUUGCUUUGGUUUCCAGAGUGUGGGCUUUGCAAGGUGGCUGAUGUGGGCAGCGUUUGCUUUGAGUGGGAAGCGGACGCCGACCCGGAGGAUAAACUUGUCACUUUGUCGUAUCGGAGCAUUGAGCUUCUGCUGGGUUCCCGCAAGAUUUCUCCUUCCAUUGACAUGUGGGCCCUUGGCUGCACUGUUGCCGAGCUGUCUCAGGGGCUCAAGGUCUUUCAGUCUGAAGGUUCGGAGGUGGCAAUGAUCUUCCAGAUUUUGACCCGCCUGGGGUUUGACGAUUCUUUGGUGGCCUGGCCACACUGGAGCGCAGAGUUUCCACGUGUCGAACCUAAGCAGUUGGAUUUGCCACAGGAGCUUGGUGGUCGGCUCUCUUCUUUGGUUGCUUCACUCCUUUCUUUGGACCCUUUGAAGCGACCGCGAGUCAACGAUGUUUUGCGGGCCAUGCCUGAAGUCAUCCUCCCCGGUUGCCACCACUGGACAGAGAAGUUCAGAGGGGUACGUGGUGAUUUCCAGAUUUUGGUGGGGUCAUGCCCUAUUGAGGUUUUGGAGUGGCUGCAGCAAGAUCCAGACACUGCCAGCUUGGAAGCGGCCUCUUGGCCGCCGGAAUCUCUUCAAACGGAGGAGUAUGAGAAGCAGGUGGUCAAGCAUGAGUUCUUUGGCAAGUGUUGUCCUGACGCGCCAGAUGUCUUGAACACAGUGAAGAUCAAGAGAGCUCUGUUGCCAGAGCGUCUUCGAAAGUGGGUGGCCGCGUUCAAGGCACUGAACCAGCCUUUUUUCAACCGUUUUGAUGAUGAGUUGGGCCGCCGUUUGGGAAGGCAUGAGGAUGCCAAUGCCCAGCACCUGUGCCGACAACCAUCUGUGGAUUGGGGGCUUUGCUUCGGCAGCGUUCAGAAAAUGGACGCUUUGCAGCGCAAAGACCGACGACAUGUGGAUGGAGGGGCUGGGGUGUUACAUCUCAGCAUCACGCUGCACGGUCACCGAGCUCUACAUUGGGAAACGGCAAGCGGAGAGAAGUUCGUUUUGCACCAGCAUCCCGGUGACUGGUACCUGAGCAAUGUUGCUGCAUUCCAUCACCAAGUAGAACAUUUUGGUGGUGCUCAAGAAUUAGUUGCGCACUUCCGGAGUGCAGCCUUCAGAUCGCACCGGUGCACUUCAAUGGCUACCAGCCCUGGACCGAAGGAGGUUCGAGAUCUUUUCAUGGAAGCACAGCUGCAAGCAUUUGCUGCGGCUGACCCUUGGCAGCAGCCACGCUUGGUCGAGGACCUGGUGGCGCCCUAG
Durusdinium trenchii is the source of this 1821-nucleotide messenger RNA. NCBI's taxonomy places the organism in Eukaryota, Dinophyceae, Suessiales, Symbiodiniaceae. The record is from the annotation of a GenBank genome assembly.